Molecule: messenger RNA, 2006 nt
Organism: Chelonia mydas (Green sea turtle)
Lineage: Eukaryota; Metazoa; Chordata; Testudines; Cheloniidae
Gene: PTGER2
Product: prostaglandin E receptor 2
Exons: 2
Coding region: 285-1403 (372 amino acids)
Biological process (GO): cellular response to prostaglandin E stimulus; positive regulation of cytosolic calcium ion concentration; inflammatory response
Cellular component (GO): plasma membrane
Molecular function (GO): prostaglandin E receptor activity
Source: RefSeq, a predicted model, not a curated record
GCGCGGCCCCGGGGCUCCAGCGGUUGGGAAAGCAGGACGGAGCCCCCCCGCACUGCCCAGGCUGGCGCGGGAGGGACUCUGAGCGGCGGGCUGCUGCGCCCGGGGAGGCGGGCCCGAGCUCCAGCUGUUGGCGAGGGAGGAGCUGCGGGCGCGCCUCUGGCGGCGCGCCCGGGGAGCCCGGCGAGGGGCCGGCUCGGCGCGCCUCCCGCCUGCUGCCGCGGUUGUGCCCCGGGACCGGCGGCGGCAGCAGCAGCAGCAGCAGCAGCGGGCGGGCGGGCGCCACCAUGAGCGGGGCGGGCGCCACCAUGAGCGGGGCGGGCGCCACCAUGAGCCGGGACAGCUCGAGCCUGCACUGCCAGAGCCCGGACCUGCUGGAGCCACAGGAGAGCCCGGCCAUCAGCGCCGUCAUGUUCUCGGCCGGGCUGCUGGGCAACCUGACGGCGCUGGCGCUGCUGGCCCGGCGCCGGCUGGGGCGGCGCGGCCGGCCGCUCUCCCUCUUCCACGUGCUGGUGACCGUCCUGGUGCUCACCGACCUGCUGGGCACCUGCCUGGUCAGCCCCGUGGUGCUGGCCUCCUACGGCCGCAACCGCACGCUGACGGCGCUGGCCGAGGGCGGGCAGCUCUGCCACUACUUCGCCUUCGCCAUGAGCUUCUUCGGCCUGGCCACCAUGCUGGUGCUCUUCGCCAUGGCGCUGGAGCGCUGCCUGGCCCUGGGCCAGCCCUACCUCUACGAGCGCUUCGUGCGCCGCCGCUCGGCGCUGCUGCUGGCCCCGCCGGCCCUCUGCGCCUUCGCCGCCGCCUUCUGCGCCCUGCCGCUGCUGGGCUUCGGCCGCUACGAGCAGUACUGCCCGGGCACCUGGUGCUUCAUCCGCAUGAGCCCAGCGCCCGGCGAGGCUGGCGCCAGCCCCUGGGACGCCGCCUACUCGCUGCUCUACGCCUCGCUGCUGCUGCUGCUCAUCCUGGCCGUGCUGCUUUGCAACCUGAGCGUCAUCCGCAACCUGGUGGGCAUGCACCGCCGCGGGCAGACCUCCCGCCGCCUGGCCUCGCUGGAGCAGCCCGCCGGCCGCCGGAGGCUCUCCAUGUCCGAGGAGGUGGAUCACCUCAUCCUCCUGGCCAUCAUGACCAUCACCUUCAUCGUCUGCUCGCUGCCUUUCACGAUUCGGGCCUAUAUGAACAUGUUUAUGCAAAACGAAGACUAUAAGAAGGACCUUCUAGCGCUGAGGUUCUUAGCAAUUAAUCCAAUUAUUGACCCUUGGGUCUUUGUCAUCCUUAGACCUUCAGUUCUGAGGGUAAUCCGUUCUGUACUGUGCUGUCAGAUGUCCCUAAAGACCCAAGACAACAUGCAGACGACUACUGCUGCAGAGUCAAAAUCCAAUAAGCAGAUUGACCUUUGCGGGCAGUAGUCACAAGCAGCGUUCAGUGGAGACAUCUGGAAGAUCUUGCUGAAAUGGCUCCUCAGGGUAAUGAACAAACUUAGAAGUAUAAACAUGAUGGGAAGCUGGCCUUUUAGGUUACUAAACAAAUAUAUUUACUGUACAAUGGAUUGAGCUGCAGUCUGGCUGACAAGAGGCUGCAGGGUUUGUCAAAAAGCGAAAGAGAAGUCCAUCUAAAGUGAGCAUUUUCUAUUUAUGGGACAGCAUCCUAGAGGCUAAUCAAUAACUGGAUUUCUGUUGCCACUAAACAGGUACUUUCAUGUUGAACUGAGGACACGUGCCACACUCUAGUGUGUUUGAAACGCUAAAAAGCUAGUGGCUAUUUACUGUAAGUCCAGGAGACAAAUGUUUUCUCUAACACUAUGCCUAGUGACAGUUUGGUGGGGAGACACAGAAGAGUUAAUAAUAGAGCUUCGGCUUACUGAUUUGUUGCUAAACCCGCCAAGGCCUUAUUAGCUUCAUGGAGGCUUAACUAACCAUUUAUCUAACUACUGAAACUGAAGUCUUGAGAGCCCUGUGCAUUGGCCUGCUAAACCCAGGGUUGUGAGUUCAAUCCUUGAGGGGGCCAUUUAG